Messenger RNA from Paramecium tetraurelia, 180 nucleotides. RefSeq lists its product as uncharacterized. Lineage: Eukaryota; Ciliophora; Oligohymenophorea; Peniculida; Parameciidae. The transcript has a single exon. The record is from RefSeq and is a predicted model, not a curated record.
AUGUAAGAAACACGCGAACAAUAGGUUCAAAAUCGGUUUCUCCACUUUUUGCAAGAAUUCAGAACAAUUAACCCCUCUACAGGAUAAAGCUUCUAUUACUACCACGAGGAAGCUCGAAUAAUGAGGGACAACGAUCGUACUACAUUAAAUUUGGACUUUACUUCAUGUUACUCAGACUGA